This is a messenger RNA of Lolium perenne, 1548 nucleotides long. The record is from RefSeq and is a predicted model, not a curated record. Lineage: Eukaryota; Viridiplantae; Streptophyta; Magnoliopsida; Poales; Poaceae.
AUGCCGGUGGGGCCAGCAGUGCUCGGCGUGCUCGAGCGGCAGUGCCGGUGGGGCCGCAGUGCCGGGAAGAUGGGCCGGCGGUGCUGGGAUCGCCCACCGGCGAUGCUCGGCCAGAUCUACAUCUCCACCAAAUUUCACUUGUCAAACUCCUUCUAUUUCUCCGCGAAUCGACGAAUUUCUGCCCGAAUUUCCCGCUCCUGUCCGUCGAGUUCAUCUGACCGGCCUCAGUCCGGACGGCAGCCGAUCUCGGCCUCCGCGUCGACCAUCUCCACCUCGCCGCCGCCCUGCUCUCGCCUUGCGCCGCCCCCCCGCCUCCCCUCCUCCCAUGCCCUGACAACGGCCCGCAGCCCCCCUACCACCGCCACGCCCCGCCCCGCAGCAGCAGCGCCACACCACCACGACCGCCCGCAUCCGCUCGACGGCCGCGCCCGAGCCACGCCCGAGCCGACGCCCACCACCGCGCCCGGCCCACGCCCCGCCUCCGCUCGCCGAGCCGCAUCGCCAACUGGCACAGCCGCCGCGCCAAACACCACCGAGCCGCCGCCUCCGGCCCAACCACCACCACGCCCCAGCGCCACUCCCGCCGCCGCAGCUCGGCCACCGCUCUCGCCGCGCGCCAAGCAACGCGCCGACCUGCCCAAGUUCCCGCAGCCACCGACUCGCCCUCCUGCCCAGCUCCUUGCUUCCGCGCCGGUCAACCAGCAGGCGGUGCCGCAUAGCACCAACCGCCCGGUCCCAUCGCCCGGCGAUGCGAGCCAAAGCAGACCGCCGGUGCCGUCUACUCACCCCCAGUGCCGCCGGAUGUACCCGGCGGUGCCGCCCCCAUUUGUAUCUACAUCUCCACCAAAUUUCACUGUCAAACUCCUUCUAUUUCUCCGCGAAUCGACGAAUUUCUGCCCGAAUUUCCGCUCCUGUUCGUCGAGUUCAUCCCGACCGGCACUACCGGCCCUAACGACAGCGGCGAGUGCCGGCCUCCGCGUUGACCAUCUCCACCUCGCCGCCGCCCUGCUCUCGCCUUGCGCCGCCGCGCUCGCCCUCCUCCCGCUGCACAGCCAGCAGCUCGCCUGGCCGCUCAACCCCCGCCCGGCCCACUCCACACAAGCGCGCCGCCUCCACCACCACGCGCCCGCCUCCACCGCGCCGCCCAAGCUAGCAGGCCCAGGCCUUCGCCCACGUCUGCCCGCUCGCGCACAGCAGCCCGCCUUGCCUCGCCCACCUCCACUGACCCCAGCUCUGCGCGCCGCCCACGCACAGCAAGCCACCGAGCCGCCGCUCGAUUCCAUCCGCGCGCGCAACCAUCCAUCAGGCCGCCGCCCCAGCUCGUCUCCGCUCGAGCCCCAGCCUGCACAACGCCCCGCCCGGCCUGGCCCGCCUCCACCCAGCCAUCGGCCCCGCAGCAUCACACCAGGCCGCCACCACCACGCAGCCGCCUCACCUCAAGCACGCUCAGCCACCACGCGCGGGUCAACGCCUUGGCUGCUCCCGCCCCCAUUCUCCACGCAGCAAGCCACCAGCAAACCACCAGCAAUCCCGCCCGCGCGCCUCUGA